Molecule: messenger RNA, 2426 nt
Organism: Stylophora pistillata
Lineage: Eukaryota; Metazoa; Cnidaria; Anthozoa; Scleractinia; Pocilloporidae
Source: RefSeq, a predicted model, not a curated record
AGGAAACCCGGAAAACUUCAAAGGGGUAACUUAUUGUUAUGGUUUUAGUGUGAUCACGUGGUUAUGACCGUGCACACGCUUUCAAGAUGGCGGCUGUCUUUCGAGAAGCGUGACUUUAUCAAGGACAAAUUUUAAAGUAUUUUAUGCUUCAAACGUAGUUUAAUCAAGAAUUUCCAAGAGAUAUGUAGUUUGACUAUUUAUAAAUCAUCAUGCCGGGAGAUAACUGUUCGGUUUUUGGUUGUGGAACCUCAAGAAGGACGAAAGGUGUUGGUAUCUGGAAACUGCCUGCACCGAAAGACGAGGGCCAUCGUAAAUGGAGAGAUGCUUGGCUCAGCGAGAUUACCAAGACAAGAACAGUUGAUGCAGUAUUCCGAAAAAAGAUCCAAAACGAUACUAUAUACACCUGCGAAAAGCACUUUCACCCUCAAGAUGUUGAAAUAUUUCAAUCCGAAAAGAUGAUCAAGAAAAAACCACGAUUUGGAGCGCUGCCAUUAUUAAACAUGCCGAAGCGAAGCCACGAAACGAAUAAACCUGUACCUCGACCUGCUCGAAGCGUGGUAACUACAGAAAGCGCGAAACCUGUGAAAUCAGCUUUUUAUAAAACCUUUGGCGAUUUGUGCAAGAGAGUACCAAGUUUAAAGAGCCUCAACGAGUGGAAUAUUCAGACAUCCAAGGAUAGACUGGUCAUUACAAAGAUGAAAGACAACCUUCUUCUCCCAGAAAAGGAACUUAUUGUUGACGACAGCCUGGGGUUCACAAUCAAGGUAUUUGGGUGCUUUCUUCCAGAAACUCACGAUAUUUACAUCAAGCAUCUAAGAUCGCUGAAUGUCCCAGUCAGUAACAUUGUGAAGGAAAUGGACAGCUACUCUCUUUGUGCUGGAAUAGGAAGCCCUUGUAGUGGAAGUCAGAUGUCAAGUAUUCCAGUUCACCAUGUGAUACCUAUACAAGUAGACCCUUUAGCAAUGGACAAUCAUCAGAUGUUUCCACACGAAGAAUAUUGGAGAUCUAAUGAGUGUUUAUUGAUGUGUAAAGAAACAGAAAGAUGCAACCAAUGUGAAAGUUAUCUUUCUUCAUACCAGAAGCAAAAAGAAAUCAAGACAAGAAGACUAUCUGUACCUGCAAAGCUCAAUGCCCCUGUAAGUAAAACAGCACCAGAGAGAUUAAAAUUAUCUCUUCAACAGCAGCGAUUGAAAUGUGCAGAGCUGGAGCAAGAACUGAACAGUAUGAGGAAAGAAAUCUCUAAGUCCAGCAUUGAAAUAGAUCAUGCUUUAAGUAAUGACUUCACCACAAUUCUUGGACAAUCCAGUGAUAAAAUGACACCAUUCAUGAGAUUAUUUUGGCAACAGCAGCAAAAACUGUUUUCUAGUAGCCCAUCUGGUGUGAGAUAUCACCCCAUGUUGAUUCGGUUUUGCCUAUCACUUGCUGCCAAGUCUCCAUCUUGCUAUGAGGAAUUGCGCAACAGCAAAGUACUUGUUCUUCCAAGCCAACGCAGACUAAGAGACUACAGAAACUGUAUUAAGCCAGAAAGGGGCUUCCAGGAAGAAGUGGUAAAGGAACUAAUAAGUAUGACUUCAUCAUAUUUUGAUGUUCAAAGAUACGUAGUACUCAUGUUUGAUGAGAUGAAGGUGAUGGCCAACCUGGUUUUCGACAAAGUUUCUGGAGACCUUAUUGGAUACACAGAUCUUGGUGAUCCAGAUGUUAACUUUGCCACCCUGGAAAAGGUUGACCAGAUUGCAACUCAUGCUUUGGCCUUCUUGGUACGAGGUGUCUGUACAGAGCUAAAGUUCUGCCUUGCACAUUUUUCAACCUCUGGUGUGACAGCUGUGCAGUUGAUGCCUCUCUUCUGGGAUGCUGUUUUCAUAUUAGAGACUACCUGCAAUUUGUGGGUGAUUGCAGCAGCAUCUGAUGGGGCAUCUCCUAACAGAAGAUUUUAUCGCCUGCAUGAACCAUUGGAUGGGGAUGCAGGUAAAGAUGUGUGUUAUCGCACUAUUAAUUUAUUUGCUCCCCAUCGGUUUGUGUACUUCUUUUCAGAUCGAAGUAAUCCAAUUGACGAUUUUAUGGAUCAGUAUUUGCAAGCCCUUACCUACGGAAAGGUCGUUUUGGUAGUUAGAGACCUCAACUGUGAUCUGCUUACGAGCUCCUAUGAAUCGAGAGCGCUAAAUGUCUUGUGUAGCAGCUUAAAUAUGAAGCAACUUAUAACAGGACCUACAAGAGUAACUACAAUAUCCGAGAUUCUGAUUGAUGUCACCAUGACUUCCCUUGUUACCGAUUGUGGUGUGGUUGAAACACACAUUACUGAUCCUUUUCUGGUAUGCGUGGUGUUGAAUCUCAAGGCGCCGAAACCACUGCCUACUUAUGUUAUAUCUAGAAGCCAGUGUAAGAACUACGACUCUGAAAACUUUGUGAAUGACCUCGCCCGAGUCUAA